CAAACCCACCAAGACAAAGGUGCCGACUGCCCAGUGAUCCAUGCCGAGCGAUGUGAUCAGAAGCUAGAGCUUCGUUGUCGUCCCGAAAAUCCAAAGGAAAUUUCCAAAUUGCCCAUCAAAACUUUCUGAAAAAGCUCUGCAAUCUCUGCAUGCGUAGGUGAAAUGAGGUGACUCAGGUGAGAGACUGAGGAGAGAGAUGGCUUCCAGCCUUGCAAUAUUUAUUCUGCCGCAUUAUCUCUCUGCUCCACCACCAACAAUUACUGCAAGCAGCAGCAGCUGCUUCGACUGUCGCCGUCUUCGCUGGGCCCAGCGGCUUUGCUCGCCCCCUCCUCCACCACAAGCCUCCGAGCCGUUUCUCCAUCUCAUCAUGCCUCCUAUGGCCAAACUUCUGAAUUGCCUGAUACAACUUGGGAUAACCUUGGAUUCGACAAAACCAUGUCAGCUGAUUAUAUGUUUAUCAUGAAGAGUUCCGAAGAUAGAAGCUUUUCAGAUGGUGGGUUACAACGUUUUGGGAAAAUCAAAUUGAACCCAGCAGCCUGUGUCUUGAACUAUGGCCAGGGAAUAAUUGAAGAAUUGAAAGCCUACAGGAAGCCAGAGAAUUCUAUAUUACUAUUUCGCCCAGAGGAACAUGGGUUGCGGAUGAGAGUGGGUGCAGAGCGCCUGCUUAUGCCUGCACCAACCGUUGAGCAGUUUGUGGAAGCUGUCAAAGUUACUGUAUUGGAAAAUAGACGUUGGGUUCCCUCGCCAAAUAAAGGCUUUCUACAUAUUCGACCGCUACUUAUUGGGAGCGGACCUGUUCUUAGUCUUACACCAGCUCCAGAAUUCAUCUUUCUGAUUUUGGUGACCCCAAUGGGGGACUAUUCUAGGGGAGGCUUAGAACCUAUCAAUUUGGUGGUUGAAAACGAAAUCCAUCAUGCAUUUCAUGGUGGAGCUGGAAGUGUAAAAUUAUGCUGCUGUAAUUUCCACUUACCACUUAUUCACAUAGCGCUUAGUGGCUGUUUAUCAAUCGGUCUUCCUGUUGGUGCACUAUGGUCAUUUUGGCAUUCUCACUGUUUAGCAAUUCAUAAAGAAGCUUCUGCUGAUUGCUGGAAGAUGGCUACAACAAAUCAUCCGGGCUCUUAUCAUUUUAUUUUGAAGGCACAUGUGGAAGCUAAAGAAAAUGGUUUCUCUGAUGUUUUGUUCCUCGAUUCUGUUCACCAAAGAUAUGUUGAAGAGACUUCUACUGCUAACAUUUUUCUCGUGAAGGAUACGAUUAUCUCCACUCCAGCAUUGGAAGAAGGGACAGUUUUGCCUGGCGUUACACGUAAAUGUGUAACUGAAAUUGCUUGCAGCCAAGGGUAUCAGGUUGAGGAACGCCUUGUGUCGGUUGAGGAAUUAUUUGAAGCUGAUGAAGUCUUCUGUACUGGAAAUGCUGUCCAUUUAUCACGUGUGGGCAGCAUAACUUACCUGGGCAAAAAGGUGUCUUGCUGUCGUGUCUCAGCAACUGCACCGGGCGCUGUUAAAUAUACAAAUGGGUCAUACAGAAGACAAGUUGUGUUGGACAGUAACCUCGAAGUAGGAAGGAUUGAUCACGGAUGUUAAACAAAACUUCCAGUUGUGAGCAUUGACAGCUCUGUAGAACGAAUAAACAUUGUUGUAGUCUAAAUGUACGUCCAACAAAGUUGAACCACAGUUUGAAGUCUAUUUAGCCCUUUUCAACUUUCCUUUGUUAAGAGCCAAUUCAAUCUCUAGAUAUCUUCCGAUUACGAUGAAGAAGAACAUCAUCUUUGGACUAGUUAGUCAAAAGAAGCAACGUAUCAUUUUCAAUACUCUGUAUUUUUGGCCUUUUGGACCACAGGGGCCGUAUUUAGAAGACAGUACGGCAUGCUAUGUUCAUGGAUUUCUUAUCCACUAAUUAAAUUGUAUUCCUUUAUUUUCGCCUGACCUGGCAUCCUCUUCGUUGAAAACGUGCUGUCAUAUAUAGUUAUCUGUUCCUAUC
Prunus persica (peach) is the source of this 1978-nucleotide messenger RNA. RefSeq names its product branched-chain-amino-acid aminotransferase 5, chloroplastic. Gene Ontology annotation, biological process: branched-chain amino acid metabolic process. Gene Ontology annotation, cellular component: chloroplast. Gene Ontology annotation, molecular function: branched-chain-amino-acid:2-oxoglutarate transaminase activity. The record is from RefSeq and is a predicted model, not a curated record. The coding region runs from base 436 to 1581 and encodes 381 amino acids. The transcript has 10 exons. Lineage: Eukaryota; Viridiplantae; Streptophyta; Magnoliopsida; Rosales; Rosaceae.